AUACACUCAACCUGGGCCUUGAUAUAGGACCGACUGUCUUCAGGCUGAGACCAUGGAUGAAUGUCAAACGAGUGUCUAUCAAGUUUUUGUCUCGCCGCCGGCGAAUUACCGCUAUAGGAUUAGGCCUUGAUAGCAGGGAAGAAAAAGACACGGCUAUAUAAGGAUCCCUUAUCUAAAUCAUUGCUCGUUCACUCAUCUCAUCGAUACUUACUCUACGACAGUAAAGAUUAAUCAGCCAUGCUCUCGCAGAUUGCUCUCCUUCCUGCCUUCCUCCCCAUGGCUCUGGCCUGUCUGGGCUACGAAGGGGGAGUUCCGACACCAACGGCUCACCACUCUAACAGCGCGGUGAUUGAGAUUGCAGCCGGCGAGGUCUUCGAUGCUGGCUGGGCCAAGUAUGAUCGUGGAUCUGGUGCGUGCGGCGGUCAAACCGAGGGAGACUGGAAAGACGCAGUCUUCUACCUCCACUCCGGCGCCACCCUGAAGAACGUUAUUAUAGGCGCCGAUCAAUCUGAGGGUGUUCACUGCGAUGGUCCUUGUACCCUUGAAUACGUCUGGUUCGAAGAUGUCUGCGAGGAUGCGAUUAGCAUAAAAAACGACAAAGCGGGACAAGAGACGUGGAUUAUCGGUGGUGGAGCAUACCACGCUUCUGACAAAAUUGUUCAGCACAACGGUUGCGGUACGGUGAAUAUUAUCAACUUCUAUGCCGAAGACUACGGCAAGGUGUACCGGUCUUGCGGAAACUGCUCCAGCCAGUGCAAGCGGAAUAUCUAUGUCGAAGGAACCACCGCUCGGGAUGGUGGUGAGGUUGUUGGUAUUAACCAGAGCUUUGGUGACACUGCUACCCUGGUUAAUGUUUGCACUGAUGCUGAUCACCCUUGUGUUAUGUAUGAUGGGUGCGAGGGUAACUGCGAGCCCAGCAAGGUUGGAUAUUGCUCUGGGUAA
This is a messenger RNA of Aspergillus alliaceus, 942 nucleotides long. RefSeq names its product pectate lyase. The record is from RefSeq and is a predicted model, not a curated record. Gene Ontology annotation, molecular function: pectate lyase activity. The coding region runs from base 238 to 942 and encodes 234 amino acids. The transcript is spliced from 3 exons. Gene Ontology annotation, cellular component: extracellular region. NCBI's taxonomy places the organism in Eukaryota, Fungi, Ascomycota, Eurotiomycetes, Eurotiales, Aspergillaceae. Gene Ontology annotation, biological process: pectin catabolic process.